AUGAAUUCAGACGAGUUCAGAAAGGCAGCGCAUGCUGCCAUUGAGGAGAUCAUUGCAUACAAUGAAAAUGUGGCAGAUUAUCCGGUUCUCCCCUCCAUCAAACCGGGAUUCCUCGCACCACAAUUGCCCAAAUCGGCACCGGAACAGCCUCAAGCAUGGUCCGAUAUCCAGCCUGAUAUUGCGUCGAAGAUUGUUCCCGGACUCACGCAUUGGCAAUCACCAAAGUUCAUGGCGUUCUUCCCAGCUGGAGUCACGUACCCAUCUAUGCUAGGGGAAAUGUACUCGGCCGCAUUCACAGCACCGGCGUUCAACUGGUUGUGCAGUCCUGCAUGUACAGAACUCGAGACAGUUGUCAUGGAUUGGCUGGCUCAAGCUUUCGACCUGCCUGAAGAAUUCCUAAGCACCUCACCGAAUGCCGGGGGUGGCACGAUACAGGGCUCUGCAUCAGAGGCGGUAGUGACUUGUAUGGUCGCCGCUAGGGAACGCUAUUUACAUGCCAAAUGCGACGCCGAAGGUCUGAAACCGGACUCGGAGGAGAGAGCAGAGAGAAUCGCAUUCCUUCGAGGACGACUGAUAGCUCUCUCUGCGGAUCAGACGCACUCGUCGACACAGAAGGGCUCACUGAUCGCGGGAACGAGAUAUCGCGCAAUCCCGACGAAACUUGAGAAUGGUCUGUCAUUGACUGGCCCAGAAUUGGAAGCUGCUUUGGAACAAUGCAAGAAAGAAGGCCUCGAACCAUAUUAUAUCACGUUGACGAUGGGUACGACUUCGACGUGCUCAACGGACGACUUUGAGAGCCUAGCUCCCGUGAUAAAGUCCAACCCCGAUCUCUGGGUCCACGUCGAUGCUGCAUACGCUGGUGCCGCUUUGGUAUGCCCAGAGUAUUCUUCGAAGUAUUCACGGUGGAUGAAGCUCGCCGACUCUUUCAACAUGAACAUGCACAAAUGGUUGCUGGUAAAUUUCGACGCUUCAUGUCUCUUUGUGCAAAACCGAAAUCAUCUUACCCGCGCUCUAUCAAUCGAGGCGGCUUACUAUGUGAACAAGCACACGGACAGUGGCCUGGUCACAGAUUAUCGUGACUGGCAAAUCCCACUUGGUCGACGCUUUCGAGCGCUGAAGAUCUGGUUCGUCAUGCGCACGUACGGUCUUGAAGGCAUGAGAGCGCAUAUCAGGAAGACUGUUGGCAUAGGUGAAGUGUUUGCCGACCUUGUUCGUGGACGUUCGGAUCUUUUUGAAAUUAUCGCAAAACCAGCAUUUGGCCUUACCUGUUUUAGAGUCAAGCCUUCACUGGUCUCGCCCCAGGGAUCGGCCGAAGCGAAUGGCGACGUCGCUCCCCAGGUCUCAGCAGAGCAACGGCGAGAACAAGAUGCGAAUACUGUGACCAAACACAUCGGUGAAUUGAUCAAUGAGCGUGGAGAGGUGUUCCUCACCUGCAGUAGUGCUGCGGGAAAAGCAUUUAUACGGGUUGUUAGUGGGAAUCCGAAUGCUGAGGAGAAAUACGUUAGGGCAGCGUUUGAUACGAUCGUCCAAACAACGGAAGAGGUACUUGCUGCUAGGGGUGGUAGAGCGAAUUCCAAAGCAUGA
Exophiala spinifera is the source of this 1584-nucleotide messenger RNA. RefSeq lists its product as uncharacterized. Bases 1 to 1584 code for a protein of 527 amino acids. The transcript has 2 exons. NCBI's taxonomy places the organism in Eukaryota, Fungi, Ascomycota, Eurotiomycetes, Chaetothyriales, Herpotrichiellaceae. Gene Ontology annotation, molecular function: carboxy-lyase activity; pyridoxal phosphate binding. Gene Ontology annotation, biological process: amino acid metabolic process. The record is from RefSeq and is a predicted model, not a curated record.